CUCGGUUCUCUCUGGGGAGCCAGCUUCGGCCAACAAGGCACAAUUGUACGAUUAGUCGUUUGAGGGCGCGGGAUUCAAUGCAACCGCUCGGGAGAGCCCCAUCUGCGUCAUUGACAUAUUCGCAUCGCCCACCAGAUGACCUGUGAUCGUUCAGGGCGUUUGGGGAUAGCGAUCGAUGGCUGCGCCAGCGCUCCAAAGGCCGCGUUGCUUGCAACAGAGCCACCUCUCGCGCCUUUCACCCAGAAAAGCAGUUGUUUCGACGUCUGGACAAGCUACAGCCAACCAGCAGAGGCGACUCGGGAAAAUCGGCGUUUCUUGUCGCCCUGGUCCAUUCCCCACGCCGUCACCAAACCUAGGGAUGACGUCGAUUGUGCCGCGGUGCCGAGUAGUGGUUACAGACACGGCCCCCUUGCCAAAGCCGCCCGUCUCCAGCACCUGGCGAACGCUUCGACUGGCACCGAGAUCUUCCUCGCAAGUGCCUCCGCUGAACGGCCAGACAGAGACUGUCGCAUCAUGAUCGCCCGUCGGCCGCCUUGGUCGCACUGCCGAUAUCACCGCGCAAUGGCCCUAGGGCUAGGGAUUUCCAGCGCCAAGGGGGUACCCGGGUCGUUUUUGACAUUUUGGUGGGCAGGGCGUCUGAAAAUUGAGUUGAGCUCGGCAAACCGGCUCUGCGAUCCCACUAGCCCAGCAAUCUAUCGAGGCUUGCAACCCGCAACAGCGCGGAGGUAACCCGUCUGAGUUAAGGUAGCCCCAGAAAUCGACCAAAAAGUCCUGGCUUUGUUCUGCGAUUGCUUCUUCCACUCGCCAAGAUCCCGUCUUUUCCA
Ilyonectria robusta is the source of this 824-nucleotide messenger RNA. RefSeq lists its product as uncharacterized. NCBI's taxonomy places the organism in Eukaryota, Fungi, Ascomycota, Sordariomycetes, Hypocreales, Nectriaceae. The record is from RefSeq and is a predicted model, not a curated record. The transcript has 2 exons. Bases 136 to 729 code for a protein of 197 amino acids.